Messenger RNA from Solea senegalensis (Senegalese sole), 1293 nucleotides. It is a transcript of the gene ndufa10, whose product is annotated as NADH:ubiquinone oxidoreductase subunit A10. The transcript has 10 exons. Gene Ontology annotation, biological process: mitochondrial electron transport, NADH to ubiquinone. Gene Ontology annotation, cellular component: cytoplasm. Bases 80 to 1135 code for a protein of 351 amino acids. Lineage: Eukaryota; Metazoa; Chordata; Actinopteri; Pleuronectiformes; Soleidae. The record is from RefSeq and is a predicted model, not a curated record.
UUACUCACUCGCGGAGAGAGUUAGCGGUGGUUGUUGUUUCUCGGGUCAGGUCGGAGGGUUCUUUAGAGGACAGUUAACCAUGGCCCUGAGGGUGAUCCGGCUGGUCAUCCCUGCGGGAGCAACUGCUUCCCAAGCGGUGAUUGCUACACAGAAGGCAGGUGUUCACACAAGCUCGGUGAGGAGCCUACGGUAUGGCUGGUUGGCCUAUGCACUGGGUGAAAGGACGACCCCACGGUUGACUGAGACCAGCAAAAUCAUCUCCGUGGAAGGAAACCUGGCCUCGGGGAAAGGAGCAUUGGCCCAGAAGCUGGCCGACAAACUAGGGAUGCUCUACAUGCCUGAGCCUGACACUUUCUACAUGGACAAGAUGGCAGGAGAGAAGGAGCCACUCCCCCUGGACUUCAACGGCAUGUGCAGCCUGGAGAGGUUUUACGCGGACCCCAAAGCUACUGAUGGAAACAGCUACAGGCUGCAGCUGUGGAUGUACGCCAUGAGGCUGCUCCAGUACUCCAAUGCCAUCGAACACAUGAUCACCACAGGACAAGGAGUGAUCCUGGAGCGUUCCCCCUUCAGCGACAUGGUCUUCCUGGAGGCCAUGUUCAAAGAGGGUUACAUCAGGAAGGAGUGUGUGCAGCACUACAACGAGAUCAAGGACAUCAGCAUCUGCGAGUUCCUGCCUCCGCACCUCAGCAUCUACAUCGACGUGCCGGCCGAGGAGGUGCAGACGAAGCUGAAACAGAGCGGCAAGAACGUGCCCCUGAGCUAUCUGAAGAGCAUCGAAGACAGCUACAAGAAGUCUUUCCUGUCCAACGUCACCGACUCGUCGGAGCUGCUCGUUUAUGAUGCGACCCAAGCCCAAGAUGUUGAGAGGAUGUUGGAGGACAUGGAAGAUCUGAAGUUUGAAAAAGUGCCGUGGCAGAAAAUGGACGACAUUAGCUACCACAACCUGAGAGUGCUUGUGGAAGACAAAUGGCGCGUCGCCGGCCUGACCGUCAUCCCCAAGUUCCUGCCUGAGAUAACCAUCGGAGCCCACGACUUUAAUGACAAAUACUACGCCUACAGAGGGCUUCUUGGGAAGAAUUAUGCACCGGGUUAUAAUGCAGAUGUUGGAGACAAGUACAUCUGGCUGAAGUGAACGAGGUCCCGGGCCUGUCUACUCGUCCGUCUCCCCCUCCUCCUCCUCCUCGUCUGACUGAUCAGCUCUCUGGGUGAACUCUGCACUGCUCAUGUAGUAUUGAUCCAGCUGUCUCCUUGUUGUACAUGUGUGUAUUAAAAUAAUACAUUUUGAAUCUA